AAUAAAACGAGAUGGCAGAGGAGACUGCAGAUGAAAAGAAACUGGUUGCCAAGUUUGAGCUGGAGAGAGAGACUGAACUCCGCUUUGAAGUUGAGGCCUCACAAACUGUCCAGCUAGAACUUAUGACAGGCAUGGCUGAAAUCUUUGGAACUGAGCUGACACGAAACAAGAAAUUCACCUUUGAUGCUGGUGCUAAAGUUGCUGUAUUUACCUGGCAUAGUUGUUCUGUGCAACUAACUGGUCGGACUGAAGUAGCUUAUAUCUCCAAAGAUACGCCCAUGCUUCUCUACCUCAACACUCACACAGCUCUGGAGCAAAUGCGGUGGCAGGCUGAGCGUGAAGAUGAGCGGGGACCUCGGGUGAUGGUGGUGGGCCCCACAGAUGUAGGCAAGUCAACGGUCUGCCGCCUGCUAUUGAAUUAUGCUGUGCGUCUUGGACGCCGACCCACAUUUGUGGAACUGGAUGUAGGCCAAGGCUCAAUUUCAAUCCCAGGCACUAUGGGAGCACUCUAUAUUGAACGACCUGCAGAUGUUGAAGAAGGAUUCUCUGUUCAAGCCCCCCUGGUUUAUCAUUUUGGGUCUACCACACCUGGCACAAAUAUCAAGCUCUAUAACAAAAUCACAUCUCGCUUGGCUGAUGUGUUUAAUCAGCGCUGUGAAGUGAACCGCAGAGCUUCAAUCAGUGGCUGUAUCAUCAAUACGUGUGGCUGGGUAAAGGGAUCUGGAUAUCAGGCACUUGUACAUGCUGCUUCUGCUUUUGAAGUUGAUGUUGUUGUAGUGUUGGAUCAAGAACGCCUCUACAAUGAAUUGAAACGCGAUCUGCCUCACUUUGUUCGAACUGUGCUACUUCCCAAAUCAGGUGGAGUGGUAGAGCGCUCUAAAGAUUUCCGGCGGGAGUUCCGUGAUGACCGCAUACGUGAAUACUUCUAUGGCUUCCGAGGGUGCUUCUAUCCACAUGCUUUUGAUGUCAAGUUCUCUGAUGUUAAGAUAUAUAAAGUGGGAGCGCCCACUAUCCCUGACUCAUGUCUGCCUUUGGGCAUGUCACAGGAAGACAAUCAACUCAAGCUAGUCCCAGUUACACCCGGCCGUGACAUGGUUCAUCAUCUAUUAAGCGUUAGCACUGCAGAUGGCACUGAUGAGAACAUCUCUGAGACCAGUGUGGCUGGUUUCAUUGUGGUAACUGGAGUAGAUCUGGAACGCCAAGUGUUCACAGUGCUUUCACCAGCACCACGCCCGUUGCCAAAGAAUUUCCUGCUCAUCAUGGACAUUCGUUUCAUGGAUCUCAAGUAGAGUCCAGACUGGAAAAGCUCCACCAAAUUCCCAAUAGCUCUUUUACAAAUAAAA
Molecule: messenger RNA, 1343 nt
Organism: Protobothrops mucrosquamatus (brown spotted pit viper)
Lineage: Eukaryota; Metazoa; Chordata; Lepidosauria; Squamata; Viperidae
Gene: CLP1
Product: cleavage and polyadenylation factor I subunit 1
Exons: 2
Coding region: 12-1289 (425 amino acids)
Biological process (GO): tRNA splicing, via endonucleolytic cleavage and ligation
Cellular component (GO): nucleus; mRNA cleavage factor complex
Molecular function (GO): polynucleotide 5'-hydroxyl-kinase activity
Source: RefSeq, a predicted model, not a curated record